GAUGUUGACGUUUGUAUGUCAAAAUAAAAACACGCUGAUUUCUUCACGUGCAGUAUCGAGUGCCUAAUAACUUUGCAAAAUGAAUCUUUAAUAUUUAAGAAAUAAGUAACAAUGGUGUCUACUAAAGAAAUGGAAGACCAUCUUCCGGGCUUUGAUGCCCCGGAGGAAGGCGAAAAUCAAAAUGAAAGUCAAACUAACAAAAAGAAAAAGAAGGCAUCUGGUGGUUUCCAGUCCAUGGGAUUAAGUUUCCCAAUCAUAAAAGGUAUAACUAAAAGAGGAUAUAAGCAACCAACACCUAUCCAACGAAAGACUAUUCCUAUAGCCCUAACUGGAAAAGACUUGGUUGCUAUGGCUCGAACAGGGUCAGGUAAGACGGCUUGCUUUGUCUUGCCAAUGUUGGAGAAACUACUGUCGCCAAACGCAAAGCCUCUGCCUGGCAAGAACUUUAGAGGCUUGAUACUAUCACCAACAAGGGAAUUGGCAUUACAGACCUUAAAAUUUGUGAGGGAGCUUGGAAAGUUCACUGGUCUGACAUCAGCUGCUAUCCUCGGAGGAGAGUCAAUAGAACAACAGUUCAGUGUGAUGUCAGGCACAGCUCCAGAUAUAGUUGUGGCUACACCUGGAAGAUUCCUGCACAUCUGCAUUGAAAUGAGCUUGAAAUUAGAUAAUAUUAAGGUCAUAGUCUUCGACGAAGCCGACCGCCUUUUCGAACUUGGUUUUGGUGAGCAACUCCGAGAAAUAGUCGCCCGGUUACCAUCAACCCGUCAAACACUAUUAUUCUCUGCAACACUCCCAAAAAUGCUCGUAGAAUUCGCUCGAGCGGGUCUAACUGACCCUAUGCUUGUCAGAUUGGAUGUUGACUGGAAGUUACCAUCCACUUUAUGGCUUGGAUGGAUAGCGGUCAGGGCUGAGUUAAAGACAGCGGCAUUGUUGAUACUUUUGGACAAAGUGUUGACGCCGAAAACUCCGCAAGCCGUCGUCUUUGCGGCAACGAAGCAUCAUGUCGAACAUUUGCAUCUGAUACUCCAACAAGCUGGUAUAACAUCAACAUACGCGUACUCCGGCCUCGACCCCUCCGCUCGUAAGAUCGCGCUCGGUCGCUUCACCAACAAGAAGUGUUCGGUGCUCAUUGUUACUGACGUAGCUGCUCGAGGGUUGGAUCUCCCAGCUCUAGACACUGUCAUUAACUACAACUUCCCUGCAAAACCGAAGCUGUUCGUGCAUAGAGUUGGUCGCAGUGCCCGUGCCGGCCGCGCAGGACGAGCAUUCUCCCUCAUAGCGGCGGAAGACGUCGCACAUCUCUUAGACCUCCAACUAUUCCUGGGAGCAGAGCUAAUAUACCCGUCUCAAGUGUUGGAGCGCGGGUCUGCCUGCCCCAGCGGCGUGUGGGGCGCUAUACCUACCUCCCAGUUGGAGCUCAGGCAUCAAGAUGUUAGAGCCUGGGAGAAGAAUUACUCGGAAAUUGAAGACGCAGCCCGAGUGUGCGCCCGCGGUUGGAUGCAAUACAUAAAAUGGCGAGAGCCAGCGUCGGCUGAAGCCAACAAACGCGCCAAGACCACUCAGUUCCCCGUACUCACACAUCCGUUCUUAGAUGACGAGAGCGACAGUGCUGCCGUCAAUAUGAUAGAACAAAUUAAGAACUAUACUCCUAAAGGGACUAUCCUAGAGCUUUCGACUAAGAACGAUUCGCCGAUGUAUUUAGCUAUGCAGAAAAAGAAACAGGUUCAUGGAAAGACUGUACAAAAAGUUCGUGAAAUCAAGAAAUUGAAGGCUGAAGGUGCUCUAGAUGAUACAAGUAAUGUAAAGUCCAGCCGGCCUCCGAACCAACCGCCGAGGAAAAAGAAGAAGGAAGUGGUUCGUGAUGAAAACUAUAUAUCGCACUUCGCUAGCGAUCAACACACUGAAAUGGGUAUGGCGGUGAACUUCUCUGCGGGCGCGGAGGCGGCGUCGCUGGAGCUGGGCGCGGACAGCGGCGACGCGGCGCGCGCGCACUCGCACGCGCUGCGCUGGGACCGCAAGCGGAAGAAGAUGGUGCAUGUCGACCCCGACGGCGGUCGUAAGAUGAUUCGUACGGAGAGCGGUGGUCGCGUGCCGGCGUCAUACCGCAGUGGACGAUACGACGAGUGGCGCAAACGAAACGCUGCGGACGCGGGUUCUGAUGAUGAACACCAAGAUAAGAAUAGAAAGAAGGCUGCAUCGGAGUUCAGACCCCACUGGGUGAAACACAACGAACGUGUCGCCAAAAAAUCAUCAGAGGCCAAAUCUAAAGAGUUCAAGAACAAACAGCAAAUCGUUAAGGAGAGGAUACGCAAAGAAAAGAUUAAGCAGAAGCUUAAGUUUAAGAUGAACAAGAAAAAGAAGAAGAAGAAGUAGCUUUACAAUAAAUUGUUUGUAUCGAUUA
Trichoplusia ni (cabbage looper) is the source of this 2401-nucleotide messenger RNA. RefSeq names its product ATP-dependent RNA helicase DDX54. Bases 112 to 2373 code for a protein of 753 amino acids. Lineage: Eukaryota; Metazoa; Arthropoda; Insecta; Lepidoptera; Noctuidae. The transcript has 12 exons. The record is from RefSeq and is a predicted model, not a curated record. Gene Ontology annotation, molecular function: RNA helicase activity; ATP binding; RNA binding. Gene Ontology annotation, cellular component: nucleus.